AAUUAAUUUCGACUCCCUUAUCUUAUCUUAAUUUUGAGCUCGCUACGCCCCUGCAUUUACACACGAGGUAUCAACUGACCCACUUUGCAUUCAUUGAUUAUGUACACGAGUUUCGUGCUCGGUUUCCCUCAUAAUGCAGGAGAAUAUUUGCUCAGAGGAUCAUCCUCGACACCUGAUUCCUGACCUGUGCAAGCAGUUCUAUAAGCAAGGCUGGGUGACAGGAACUGGAGGUGGAAUCUCAAUCAAACAUGGAGAGAAAAUCUAUAUAGCCCCCUCUGGAGUGCAGAAAGAGAGAAUUCAGCCUGAGGACCUGUUUGUUCAGACCAUAGACAAUGAGGACCUAGAGGGUCCACCUCCAGCCAAGAAGCUCAAGAAAAGUCAGUGCACACCUCUCUUCAUGAACGCCUAUCUCAUGGCAAAUGCAGGGGCAGUAAUCCAUACUCACUCCAAGCAUGCUGUCAUGGCAACGCUUCUCUACCCUGGCACGCAGUUCAGAAUCACCCACCAAGAGAUGAUUAAAGGAAUACAAAAGGGAACAAAAUCUGAACAUUACCAGUAUGAUGAGGAGCUAGUGGUGCCAAUAAUAGAGAACACUCCCCAUGAGAGGGACUUACAGAAGCGUAUGGCCAUAGCGAUGGAGGACUACCCAGACUCGUGUGCCGUACUUGUUAGACGUCAUGGCGUAUAUGUGUGGGGGCCCACGUGGGAGAAGGCAAAGACUAUGUGAGUGUGAAUGCUACGACUACUUGUUUGAAAUCGCCGUGGAAAUGAAGAAGUGUGGCCUUGACCCGGAAAUAGUUCCCCAACCUCCAAAAGGCGCCUACAAUCAACUGUGAUGAUGUGAUAAUUUAGGCGAGAAUAAUCAUUAGGAUGUUCUCUGUGAAAAGGGGGUUUAAUGUAUGUGUGUAAGGUAAUGUCCCAGAUUAGCCUGUGCGGUUCACACAGGCUAAUCAGGGGAGACAAUUUCCGCUUUAAUGUUAUUUUUGUCUAAAACAAGUCUCUUCUUAGCAAAAAUCAAGUUUAGGCUGAAAGUGUCGUCCCAGAUGAGCCUGUGCAGACUGCAUAGUCUAAUCUGGGAAGACACGUUAUGCAUAUGCCAGGGUGCAGAAUCAACGCGUUUUCCAUGGUUUUACACAAGGGCUGGACAGAAUGGAAACACACCGUUAAGACCUUUAUUUUUGCAAAUAUCUCAAGUUAUUGAAAUACAUUUGCAAAAAUCUUUAGUGCAUAAAAGACAGUUUUUCUUGCAGUUUGUGCCGAUAUCUUAAUAUAAUAAGAAUAAAUCCUUGAAUGCAUAUGUCUAAAAUUGUUGACAAAAUUUCACGUUGCGUGAAGCAUAGCCGUGUAAAAUGAAUGUAGUAGAUACCGAAAUUUUGAACAAGAGCACACGCUUAAUGGCUUAAUAAAUAAAGUAAUACCGAUAUAUUUCACAUUGCCAAAAAGUCUUUUCUGCACUAGUUGAAAUUCUUAAGAAAAAUAAUUUUUAAAAGUUAUUUGAAAUAAAUCGCCACUUAGCACUGUGUAUACAUCCAUUAAAGUUAAAAGGGGAAACCCCACAAAGUCAUGUGAUCCUGCAUCCUGUAUGCAUUAAACCCCCUUUUCACAGUGCAGCUCAAUUAUGUUUUAACAGUCUCAAAAAAUUGUUGUUUUGUCAAGUGCACAAUAAAAUAAUCACAAACACUUAA
This is a messenger RNA of Dreissena polymorpha, 1685 nucleotides long. RefSeq names its product methylthioribulose-1-phosphate dehydratase-like. Gene Ontology annotation, molecular function: metal ion binding; methylthioribulose 1-phosphate dehydratase activity. Bases 134 to 727 code for a protein of 197 amino acids. Gene Ontology annotation, cellular component: cytoplasm. The record is from RefSeq and is a predicted model, not a curated record. Lineage: Eukaryota; Metazoa; Mollusca; Bivalvia; Myida; Dreissenidae. The transcript is spliced from 7 exons.